Coregonus sp. 'balchen' is the source of this 5356-nucleotide messenger RNA. Lineage: Eukaryota; Metazoa; Chordata; Actinopteri; Salmoniformes; Salmonidae. The record is from the annotation of a GenBank genome assembly.
AUUUUACUGUACAGGAAAUCAGAUGAAUUCCGAUUUGACUUACAUUUCUCUUCCGAAAGCUUUAAAAAAACAAUAUUAGUCUAUAUCACAUCAUUUAGCGAUCGAAAUAUACAGUAUGCGCUCUGUUUUUCUCUCGGAAUAUGGCAUUUUAACAUGGGAUUACUGACUGGACGGCAUUGUUAGAUAAUCAGGAAGUAUAGGCAUUGAACCGAUCAAGAAUGUGAUAACCUGCUCCGGUCAACGUCUAUCAUUUGCAAAAAUGUGUUCAUUGAAAGACAACAUUCGGCGCAUACGGUCAGGUACGUUCCAUUUUAUUUAUAGGCCUAUAAUAAAACAAUAUACAGGUAACUGCCUAAAUAAAGUAAACACUUGAGUAAAUUAGGGUUUUGGCGGCUCUGUUAUGGUGUGAGGUGCAUUUUCCUGGCAUUGUUUAGGUCCACUGAGGGCAAGGUAAACACCAAUAAAUACAUACACAUCCAUUCUGAGUGAUCACCUUCAACCUUUGAUUAAUCGCUUCUAUCCUGGUGGGAGUGGUCUCUUCCAGGAUGACAAUGCCCCCAUUCACAGGGCACGAGUGGUGGUCACUGAAUGAUUUGAUGAGCAUGAAGCCCAAACAGAUAUAACGUUUGACUAAAACAAUCAUUUCAAACCUUGCUUUCAUUUGUAUAUGAUCACAUAUAUAUCUGUAUUAUGGGUGGGGAUACUUUGGAACAGAUUUCCAAAAUUAUAAUCACUUGGAGCUGAUUUGCUGGUGUGUUUGGGGGGCAAAUAAAAUGUGGCCCGUGGGCCGCCAGUUGGGGAACCCUGAUGUAAACCAGAUGCAAUGAUCUCAAUUAAAACGAACACUAAUGGGAGACUCUGGUGCAGUGCCUGAGACAGCGUUUUCCACCACCAUCAACAAAACACCAAUUGAUGGAAUUUAUUGUGGAAGAAUGGUGUAGCAUCCCUCCAACAGAGUUCCAGACACUUGUAGAAUCUAUGCCAAGGCUUUUCUGGCGGCUCGUAGUGACCCAACACCCUGUUAAGAGACUUUAUGUUGGUGUUUCCUUUUAUUUUUCAGUUACCUGUAAAUAGCUUUCAGAAACAGUAAAUCCCAUGUAGAGAUGGGGAGAAAGGAAAGGGAAGAAUUGCCUACUGAACAGCUGGCGCACUGACAAAUAUGUGGAGUAUUCACUCAAAUGUACUGUAUUACCGUAGUCCAACAACAUUAAUUGUUUCCAUUCUAACUUCUCACCUCUCACAGCUUCCGAUGGGCUGAUAUUGGAAUUGAAAUCCGCCCACCCUCCAUCCCUGGAGGGGCGCGCUGGCUGCGAGACGUGGAGCGUUGAUUUCUCUCCGGAUGGAUCCUGGUUUGCAUGGUCCAUGGGACACGGGAUUGUGUGGGUGAUCGCCUGGCCGCUUCAGUUUGAUAAGUAUGUAGGGCCUUUAAAGACUACAGGCCUGUAAAUAUUCCUUCCUCCUUCCUUCCUUCCUUCCAUCCAUUCUUCCUUGCUUCCUCUCCUCCUUCCUCAUUUGAAGGUCUCGAUGUUAUUCAUCAGCAACUCUUGAGUUUUUGCCUUCAUUUGUUUACUGACAAUAACGCUUGUCCAUAUAGGGUUGAGAUUGCCCUGGAGAGCAACAGACAGGACAAGACCCUGAACUGUGAUCAGACAGUGUGGGGGCUGGCGUUUGGACCACGUCCAUCAAAGACACCAGCACCUGGAGAAAAAGCAGCAUCCUGUGAUAGAGAGUCAUCCAGACUGCUUCUGGCCACUGGUUUAGACAAUGGAGUGAUCAAGAUAUGGGAUGUUGUAACUGGUGGGAUAUCUAACUUAGGACACUGUUCUAUUUCAUUUAUUGACCACAUGAUGCCAAGUCUCUAAUGUUAACCUGCAACUCACAGUGCCCUGAUAACAUUUUCAGGUCAGCCUCGGUUUGACCUCAAAGGACACGAGGGUAUUGCAAGGGACCUGGUCUUCACUCCCAACGGAAAGCUCACCCUCGUAUCUUCCUCUCGAGACAAAACUUUAAGGAUAUGGGAUCUAACCCAGAAAGGUCAGCUAUUGUUAUACAUCUAAAAACCAUUGCACCAAAGGAUAUGUCUCUCAUCUUCUCCAAUGCAGAAAUGCAUGGACAUGUUUAUUGCACAUGGAAUUGACCCUAAACUUCUAUAUACUGUAUCUGUUUCUCUGCCCUCCAUAGGUAAAAAGGAGCCACAUGUCCUCACUGGCCACAAGGACUGGGUCAGCUGCUGUAGUGUUUCACCAGACUGCAGCAUGAUCGCAUCCAUUGGCAGGUUUGACAGAGUGAGUUGCCCCUCAGCAGAGCACUCUCCAAGAGAAGGAGAACUCUGGCCAAUCUGUUUUGAUAAAGUUAGUUGGUAUUGUUUUCUUGGCUGUAGCAGACAAGCUGCAAACUAACUAAAGGACAUGUCACACUACUGAACAGAACGAAACCAAGCUGUACUAAGCUGGCCUGGUUUCGCAACCACAAUAGUUGCGGAAACCGUGCUGAAAAGGAAAUGUCUGAGCCAGCAGAGUUUGGUUCGACUCAGCAUGGUAGUAUGAAAAGGGUAUACCCAUUUUUUUAUUUUACCAGAUGGUGUGUCUAUGGAGCCUGCGGUCGUACACCUUCAUCAGGAACCUAAUGGGGAUCAACCACAAGACAUUCUACCUGUUAGCUUCCUGUGACUUCUCUCCUGAUGGGGCACUGCUCGCCACCGCAGCCUUCAGUGGUUCCAGUUGGUGGAUCGAUCUGUGGGACCCCUACACUGCACAGAAAUUGUCAUCUCUAAUGUUCGUCUCUAUUUUAAUACAGAGAGAGAGAGAGAGAGAGAGUUGUGUGUGGAUAAUGGUUUGAUAUGUGUGGAAGGAUAAUGGUGUGAUAUGUGUAGCAGGAUAAUGGUGUCUUAUGUGUAGCAGGAUAAUGGUGUGAUAUGUGUGGUGCAUUAGUUGACACAUCGUUGCUUUUUCUUUCCCAUAGGGAUUGCUCUGAGAUGUAUGGACAGAACCAAAUCUCAUCAUUGAGAUUCUCCCCCGAGGGUUUGCAACUGGCCAUUGUUACUGAAGACAGGUAAGAGUUCAGUUAAGAGCUUUGCACUCUCCUCAACAAAUUAAAAGAGAAAGUACUAGGCCUUGUGUUCCAUGUGUUUCACAGAGCCCUCCAGAUGUGGGAGCCGGGACAAAGGGGCAUGGUGAUGCAGACCAAGGAGGACCGUGCCUCCAACGGGCUGUGCUGCAACUUCCAUCCACAAGGGGGAGUCGUAGCCACAGGGUAGAUUUACUUUACUUGCUCAUUCUCAUUAGAAUAACUUGAUACAAAUAUGAGCCUCCUACACUUAACUCAUUUUAGAUCCAGCUCUGUCCAAGCCUGGAAGCUCUGUCAAGCCUGGAAGCUCUGUCCAAGCUCUGUCAAGCCGAAUACCUGUAUUUGCGUUUCCUAAAUAGUAGGCAUUUUAGGUAUGCAAUUAUUUAUUUAUUUAGUUUUAGUAUGCUUUAAAUGCCAGGAUGUCAUACUCAUUUAGGCUUUUCAUCUAGUAGAAUUCACUGCACACUAUUGAGUAAGGGAAUCGUCUUUUAACGACCCAUGUGUGUCUGACUUAGGUAUGGAAAGGGAGGGUAUAUUAAUGGAAACUUUCCAAGUUUACCAGUAAACUACCAGAUUUUUGGUAUCUUUCAUGGAUUUUAUGUAAUCUAUCACAAGACAUCUAGUGGUCCUUUUGGGUACUUCAGAUUAUCACAGGUGUCUGUAAUUAUCUCUGGCCCUCUGUGUGGCCUUAUCACAUGUAAAAUAUAUGAAAUAAUUAAAUAUGAUUUAAAAAAUAAUAGAAUGACAAAGCUGUAAAACAUUAUCCUACAUAAAUUAUAACCCAUCACCUUAGUGAAUAGCAUUGGUGUUUAAUAUGAGGGUUUCAGCAUGAAAUAUUGUUUUUCUUUUACUGUCUAUGUAUUUGUUGUCAAUGUUUUGGCUUCAAACUGGUGGCAGUUGUGAAAAAAGUCAAUAGUUGGAAGAGUUCCAGAGUUAAUUGAUAAUGCCAUGGUUAGUUAGAUGCUUUUUUCAUUAAUUAGGCUAUUUUCUCUUGAACCAUAUGGUCUAUCUACUAGAAAUUAAUGGACAAUAUGGACACAGAUAUAAAAAUGAAUAAUAUAUUAAUACAUUUUUCAAAAGUUAUUCAAGUAUAAAUGACCAAAGUUACGAUAGAUUGCCAUAGAAUUUGUUAAUUACCAAAGAUUCCGAUAACUAUAGUAAAUUACCAGUAGCUUUGCAACCCUAGUCUGACAACAGCUGAUAAUCAGCUGAGGGGAAGCGCUGUACCAAAAUAAAUGAAUGUCGGGAAUCAACGCAAUUGCGCAUUAGAUGACGCAUUUUCAGUAGGAUGAGCCUAGUAUGCCGAUAUUAGUUGCUUACUGCAUUCGUUUUACCUAACCGUACAUUCUAAAUAGUAUUUAGUAUGAUUAGUACACAGUAUGCAGUUUAAGUAAGUAGUAGGCAAGCCAGAUUUCGGACACGACCCCGUGUCGUUGCAGUUUAGGUCUUUUUAGUAAUUAGUCUUAUUUAGUUGGCAUAUCCAUGUAGAAAGAUUAAAACAAGGUAAACAAAUUGGCUGUGUUCUUUUUGCAGGACCAGAGAUGGCCAUGUGAGGUUCUGGAGGGUUCCCAGGUCAGUGCCCAGUCUGUGCCACCUGUGCCGCUCCGCCCUGCGCCACUCAGUCUCCACCCACCAGGUGGAGGCCCUCCCUAUCCCACGCAGGAUCCUGGAGUUCCUCACCUACAGAGACAUCCCGAACCACUCGGAAGCACGAUCUGACCGCUCCUCAGAUGAGGAAUAGUGACUUUUGGGAAUGGGUGGAGAGCAUGUUUCUGGACUCCAUUUGCAAUGCAUUUGAGUUGGUGGAUGUAUUGACUGACUAAUUAUGGAACAGUCAAAGGAGGAGAGCUAAUUAUUUGCCUCAUUUUGGAAUGCAUAAAAAGUUGGUGGGAAUGUUGUCUGACUGAAAGGAAAGGGACUUUCAAGGACCUUGAGUGGAGUGGAUACUUUGUGGUUUACACAAAAUCAGUCAUGUCCCAUCAGCUAUUUGCCCAAGGAAAUCUCUCAGGAUGUCAAAAUGGAAAUUAGCAAGUGAUUAUACUCAAACAUACAGCUGAACUUUUAAAACUCUUAAAUCCUAACAUUAUACUGGUUAAUUUACAUAAAUUGCACCAAAAAAUGGAAGGUACUAGAUGUAUAUUUUGUGCUAGGGGUAUAUUGUAUGAUAUAACUAUUAUAGUGUGUAAAUUGACAUGUGUAAUUUUGCUGAGUAAAUAUACAUUUUGUAUUGUGUAAAUUGGUCUAAUUAAAUCAUUAUUCCAUAUAUAGUUAAAAAAAAUACACAAAUUAC